AAAUUUGUCGAUAUUUUGCGUUAAAUCGUUGAAGAAGCUGUGUCUUACAGAGAUAAGCGUUUUUAAAAAAAAUAUCAGUAGAUUUACACAAUUGGGCACAACCAAGUUACACUUUAACACGACUCACUUUAAAAACAUCAAGUGAAACGAAACCUCUUCUAGUUAGCUAAACAAUUCUAAACAUUCGAUAUGGGUGUACAAGAGGAACAUGAUAGCAUUGUGUCUGGCAAAGGUGAAAACCAAGUGCGAGCCAUGAAAGAGGAAGCAGAAGAACUUAAAGAAUUUUAUAAGAAACUAAAGUCGCAGAAUGACUCCCACCAUAGAAGUAUCGUAGGCUUGACGACGGAAAAAGAAGACGUUCGAAUGCGCAUCCGAGCGUUACUUAAUAAACGCCAAGCAGCCGAAGGUCCGGACUUCGACGAAUAUCAAAUCCAACGACGCGUCUCAAAGACGUACGAACCUAUCGAUCACCAGCGACGAAAAUCGUCGUCGACAAGACGCCCCGUUAUGUCUACCACUGCCGAAGUGACUACAGAAAAAACCGUGCUAGAGCACGAACCAGAAGUAAAAUCAUCAAUGCCUGCCAGUAUCACUGUAACACUAAAUACGAAUUAGGAGCGAAAAAAACACCCUUUA
Molecule: messenger RNA, 636 nt
Organism: Hydractinia symbiolongicarpus
Lineage: Eukaryota; Metazoa; Cnidaria; Hydrozoa; Anthoathecata; Hydractiniidae
Exons: 2
Coding region: 190-615 (141 amino acids)
Source: RefSeq, a predicted model, not a curated record